AUGGAGCAAAAUAAUCCCUCUGAGGUGAAAAAAUACUUAGGGGUUGAUAUUGAUGGUACAUUUUAUGUAGAAGAUCCUGAAAAAUUCAAGAAUAACGUCGAGGCUUUUAAAAAUCUAAAACAGAAUAAUAUAGUUCCCUUUUUCUGUACAGGUAGGGUUCUUAGUAGCGCAAUGAAGGUUGUCGGUGAUAACUUUCAGGGUGAAACAGGAUACAAUGGUUAUCCUGGUGUUUAUGCCAACGGAGCAUUAGUUUAUGACUCUGAUGGAAAUAUAAUAAGUCAUUCAGAUUUUUCCGAAGAAUUCCUUAGGAAAUUCGUACAAUACAUUAUCGAAAAUAAUCUCGAUGAUAUCACAAUAUUUAAAGGAGCUGAUAAAUUCUACAUAAUCAAGGAUUUAAGGGAAGAUUUUAAAAAUUAUCCCAAAAGCAAAAAUAUUGAUAAUUUGAAACUAAUUACUCCAGAAGAAAUCGUAAAACAAAAAAUUUUGGCUAUUCUUCUGAGCAUUGACGCUAACAUAGAUGAUUUGCCCAGCAAAUUCUCAUGUGAAAUUUGCACUAACGAUAAAUCUUAUCAUUUAAGUUCUCAAAAUAUAACAAAAGCCUAUGGAGUAAAAAGAUUGCUGGAUUAUUUGGGAGUUUCACCCGACCAAUGCUCAUUUAUUGGGGAUGGAGAAAACGAUAUCGAAGUGUUAAAAUAUUGUAAACUAUCCUAUGCAGUCGGAAAUGCAAACAAUGAAGUCAAAAUGGCAGCAAAAAUUGUUUUAAAUGAAAAUUAUGAUCAGGGUGCUUUUGAAAAGGCUGUACAGCUCGUUUCAUCGUCCUAA
Molecule: messenger RNA, 822 nt
Organism: Theileria annulata
Lineage: Eukaryota; Apicomplexa; Aconoidasida; Piroplasmida; Theileriidae
Product: haloacid dehalogenase-like family hydrolase, putative
Exons: 2
Coding region: 1-822 (273 amino acids)
Cellular component (GO): cytosol
Molecular function (GO): phosphatase activity; magnesium ion binding
Source: RefSeq, a predicted model, not a curated record